This is a messenger RNA of Tetrahymena thermophila SB210, 1080 nucleotides long. RefSeq names its product transmembrane protein, putative. NCBI's taxonomy places the organism in Eukaryota, Ciliophora, Oligohymenophorea, Hymenostomatida, Tetrahymenidae. The transcript is spliced from 5 exons. The record is from RefSeq and is a predicted model, not a curated record.
AUGGCUAAUCGUUAAUAUCAAUAAAUGAAUCCUGAAGAAAACGCAAAUUACUAUUAAGAAUCCUGCAAGCUUUAUUUAGCUAACGUUCUCCUAACAUGCUAAUUAAAGGAAUUACUCAACGAAAAGAAUGAACUCCUUGAUAAAAUUGAAAGAUUGGAGAAAUCAUAAAAAAGAAGAACUGCUGAAGAAAGCAACAAUGGUAUUUAGGGUGGUGGAUCCAAUAGCAAUUUUGCAAAUGACAAAAAAAGAAUAAGAAGAGCAGCCAGUCAAAUUGAAAGAAACUACAGAUGUCCUGUCGCGAACUGUGAAAAAAGUUAUGGAUCUGAAAACUCUUUGAUAUAGCAUGUAAAGAUUAAACAUCCCGAAGCAGACAUAAAAUAAGUUAUCAGCCAAAUAAAUAUGUAAUUCACUAAAAAUAAAUAAAUAAGUAGUUGCUUAACUAUACAAUUUAUUUUUAAAAUAUCUUUUAAUCAUUUAGUACUACAUAACAAUAAAGCUAACAAAAUACUAACAUUUAAAAUGACGACUAAAGUUAAGACUAUGAAAGCUCACAGUAAUAAAAAAAAUAGAAAAAUAAUGAGCGUGAAGAUGAUGAUGAUGAGGAGGAUGAUGACGAUGAAGAUGAUGAAUGAGUUGAGUUACGAAGUUGUAGUUAGUUAGUAGACUUUGCUAAAAGUAGUCUACAAACACAUCCUUCUAAUUUAAUUCACUUGCCUUACACUUUGCAACAAAUCUUGUCCUUAAUAUAAAACAAAUUACUAUAAAAAAACUGUUUAAUAGCAAGUCUCUAUUGAAUUAAAAUUAUAUAAUAAAAAAUAUUUAACAGACUUUUACUUAAUUUUGGGAAUAGAUAAAAGAUUUCUCAUGGUAAAGUAGAAUUAAUUACUUAUUCUUAAUAUUGCGAUUUAAUUGCACUCAAUAUUUACUCACUUUUUAUAUCAUUCGUUUGUUUGUUUCUUUGUUUAUCUUUCUAUUUUCCUUAGAUCGAUUGAUUCUUCAUUUAUAAUUACAAAAAAUAUUAUAUAUCUUAAACUUUAAAUUCAUUCAUUUAUGUUUGAUUAAUUUCCGAAUUAUUUUUGA